Messenger RNA from Delphinapterus leucas (beluga whale), 3871 nucleotides. It is a transcript of the gene CIDEA, whose product is annotated as cell death inducing DFFA like effector a. The record is from RefSeq and is a predicted model, not a curated record. NCBI's taxonomy places the organism in Eukaryota, Metazoa, Chordata, Mammalia, Artiodactyla, Monodontidae. Gene Ontology annotation, biological process: apoptotic process; regulation of apoptotic process; lipid storage. Gene Ontology annotation, cellular component: lipid droplet.
AGAAUGCUGUAUACAGGGUGGCUUAUUAUGAAUGGCCGAGAUUUACUGCCCAUGGUUCUGGAGGCUGGAAGUCCCAGAUCAGGGGCCAGCAGGGCCGGGUUCUAGUGACACCUCCUCCUGGUUCAUGGCUGGCCAUCCUCUCCCUGUGUCCUCAUGUGGCAGAAGGGGUGAGGGAGCUCUCUGGACCCUCUUUUAUAAGAACAUUAACCCCAUCCAUGGGGGCUCCGGCCUCACAAUCUAAGCACCUCCCAAAGCCCACCUUCUAGUGCUAUCACCCUGGGCAUUAGGGUUUCAAUAUGAGUGUGGGGUGGACACAAACAUUCAGACCACGGCAGUGGGUCGGGGGAGGGGCAGCUGAGGCCCAGUCCAGCCCCGGGGCUCUGGGCAGGAACCACCUUGCCUGGGGCUGGGGCUCGGAAGGCCCUGUGGAGUCCAGGACUCUGGAAGGAAAUUGCUUUUGGCUCCACCCUCAUCUCGGUGACACCAGUGACCCUCAGAGCAAGACAUGUGUUUGUCUCUGUGACUAAAGGGAGGGGGAGCGGGUAGAAGGGCCUGCUGUGCUGGUCAAGUGAGUCCCGGACUGAGGCAGAGGUCAGGUCACAGCUCUUUGGAAACCGGCUCCUCGCAGCAGCACGGGCAGCAGGCUGACAAGGCGAGGGCCAGUCACCCUGCGUGCAGGGCGGCGCUGGACGCUUUCAUCCCGGUUUACCCCUUUUAAAGCGCCAGGGUUGGGAGACCACCCCACUCCUUAACCCGCUCAACAGAGUCCGCUCCAAGUUCGCAAUUAAGAGCUAUGGAAUCCCUGACAGCUCCGCCCCUUCUGGGGUCUGAACAGGCGCUAUUGCAUCUUCCCAUUCAGAGGGCCAUGCAAGUAGGACCCGGGUUACCCCCUCGCCCUGGCUCGGUGUUUCUCUCGCCUUCCUUACUCUGAGAAAGUCCCGUCCCUGUAGCUAAAGGAUUGUGAAGUCCCCGGGGUCCUUCACCUCCUCUAUCCCCUGUCCCGGCCGCGAGACAGCCUGGCGGGUUGGACCUGAGGGCGGGUCCGCCCUGAGGGCGGGUCCUCGCCCCAAAGGCAGCGGCUGGCGCGGCCCUGGGGGACCUGCGUGCAUCCCACCCCACGGUCUCCCGAAUCCUGGGGCCACACCCGCCUUUCCACAGCCGAGGCCACGCUGCCAGCGUGGUGGUGUCCCCGACUGCCCCAACCUCCGACAGGCCGACCGGCGACCCCCUAUAGCUCGCGGAGCUGCUGGGCUCCGGGUCGUGGCGACUGCCGUCCUCCGCGGUGUCCGCAGCCCAAGGGGCGUGGACGCGGGCGGGGCCGGCAGCGGCUCUUUAAGAGGCUGCGCCCGGGGAGGCCGGCCCCCAGCGACCCGAGCGAUGGAUAUGGCCCGGGACUGCGCCGGAGCCCUCCUCAGGCCCCUGACGUUUAUGGGGUCACAGACGAAGAAGGUGCUGCUCACACCCCUCAUGCAUCCCGCUCGCCCCUUCCGGGUCUCCAACCAUGACAGGAGCAGCCGCCGAGGGGUGACCGCCAGCAGCCUGCAGGAGCUCCUCACCAAGACCAUGGAUGCCCUGGUUAUUGCCAGCGGACUGGUCACGUUGGUGUUGGAGGAGGACGGCACCGUGGUGGACACGGAGGCAUUCUUCCAGACCCUGGGGGACAACACGCACCUCAUGGUCCUGGAGAAGGGACAGAAGUGGACACCGGGUGGUACCUACAUCCCAGCCCGCCAGCCGCCAAAGAGACAGGGGAUCGCGAGAGUAACCUUUGACUUGUACAAGCUGAACCCCAAGGAUGUCAUCGGCUGCCUCAACGUGAAAGCCACUAUGUACGAGAUGUAUUCGGUGUCCUACGACAUCCGGUGCCCGGGGCUCAAGGCCCUGCUGAGGAGCCUGCUGUGGUUCCUGUCUCACACCGCCCAAAUGACCGGCCAGUGUCUCGUCCACACGGGCACCUACAUGCUCCGAGUGCUGGCUGACACAGAGGAGCGGGCGGUGCCCAGCCCGCGCCCUCGCCGGGGGAUCACGAGUGGAUAGGGGUGCACAGUGCGGAGUCUCCGCUGGCCUCAACCCCGCAGGUCCCUCUCCAGGGACACAUUUGGAAGACGCUGUGUUCCCACCACGUGUCCCCUGCUCAGGAAAGAAAAGGGGCCUGAGGGCACUGCCAGGGGCCAGGCGGUGGAGGCCCCCCGGGUGGGGAUGGGGUGGGGGGACGUGGGCAGCAUGAGGCCUGCGGCUCCACAAUAAACCAGUCAAGAGAGUCGCUGUGAUACCGCACUUCUUCCUCCUGUCUUCUUCAUGUCAGAAAAGCACACCUCACAGAAGCAAAACUCAGCCAGAGAUGCUCUGCUAACACGUGCAAUCACUUUUAAGUCUGUCAGGAGACAGGAGGGUCAGAUGUUACUGUGGGGUUUUAUGUCGGCCCUGAAUGAGCCCAGUGACCUGAAAGCCUGUGGAUCUGAAUUUUUGGAGGUGAUCAAGCUGCACUGGCAACCUUUCCUUAAAACAAAGCUGCUCCAAACUGGGGCCUGAUGCAGGGCGGGCGUGGCCGAGUCAGGCGGGACCCCAGGCCACAAGGGACGCGGGGUGAGCCCCGACCACACGGCUCGGGAGGGGGCAGUGCGGCUCCCAGGGGGAAACUGGGCGCUGCUGCUAGACUAGGAGACCUGCAGGAGCCAGGUGCCAUUCGGAUCUGUGGUUUUCCUCCUAAGAAACGCUGCCACAGAGGCCUGUCCCCUUCCUGGCUGACAACCCAGGACAGUGGGAGACACCACAGCUUGUCCCAGAAGCACAGAACCGCCUGCAGUCAGACCCCUGGGCCCAGACUUGUGCUCCCCCGCCCCCGCCCCCAUCACAGCCUGGAUCCCCUCGGACCCCUGCUAUGCCGACCUGACUCCCACCCAUUCCCUGCUUCACACGCCCAGCAGCAGGGCUGGGAGCCCAGGACCGCAGGCAGGAGGGGCAGAAGUAAAGGAAUUGCAACUGCAUUCCUCAGAGCACAGCCUCUUUUUCAAACAGAGCAAAAUUAAAAAGGCAUCUCAGGGCCCCCCUUCCCCUCCUGCUCGGCUUCUGGGGGAAAUGCAGCGGGGGGUGGGGGGGAGGUUGGCGGAGGUGGGUGGUGCUGCCACCGGCUCCGCGGGCUCUGCUGUGAGCGCUUCCCUUACAAGGAGCUCGGCUGGAAGCCCUUCCCGAGCGAGGGAGGAGGACGGAAAUGGCUUUCCGGCACCUUCCGCUGGGCGGCUCCUGCCUCUCACUGACCGAGGGCUGCAUCACUUCCCAGGGAUUUGGCCUCCUGGAGAGGGGCGGCCCGGCUUCCAAAAAAGGAAUUUUCCCUCAGUGCCCUGAUGCCUUGACUCAGCCCUCUCUCUGACUCAGCGCCCUUUCCCCCUUUCCUUACUGCGUCCAGGGGCUCCCUGGCCUGUUCUAAGGGGGAUUAAGCAGGAGGAGAAUGUGGAACAGACAGGGGUCUUAGAAGCGGGUUACAGUCAGAAGAAGGACGGCUUAGAGUCUGGGAGUUUCUGAACGAGCUCCUCCACAACAGCCUGCAUCCGCCCAUGGGCCUCCUGUCUCCCGCUCCUGUGUGAUGAAUAAAUUGUGUGCAAAAAGGACACUCUGGACGUUUCCUCUCUCCUUUCUGCCAUCUUCCUCUCUGGGGAUGCGGGUUCCUUUCUCCGAUGACUGAUGAUCGUAGUUUCUACAAAGGAGCUGGAUUUUGCUCUGGCAGUUUUCAGUCUGCAGCAGGGAUCCCGGGGCCUCGUCACCAGCAGGAGCCCAGUGCUUUCUCUGGGCGCUGCGCCCUCCCUUCUGUGCAGUGAGUCCCGCAGCUGGCCAGAGCUUCCGACCCGCACGCCUGGGGGCUCCCCUCCCAGCC